Racocetra persica is the source of this 2109-nucleotide messenger RNA. NCBI's taxonomy places the organism in Eukaryota, Fungi, Glomeromycota, Glomeromycetes, Diversisporales, Gigasporaceae. The record is from the annotation of a GenBank genome assembly.
AUGCCUACCUCAUUGACGCGAGCAAUUUUAUUUAAUACAAGACAAAGGCAUUUUAUAUUUAAACCUAUCAAUUGUCCAUUUAUCAAUCGUCGUUUUUAUGCCUCAGAAGAACGCAAACAAAAUCUUAUAGAAAAAAUUGUACAAAAAUAUGCACAAGACUUAUCUCCUGGUCAGAAAGUCAAAAGUGGUGAUUUCGUGACAAUUCAACCUGAACACGUAAUGACCCACGACAAUACAGCUGCAAGUAUUGGUGCACAAAAGAUUAAAUUUCCGAAGCAAUGUGUAUUCACUCUUGAUCACGAUGUUCAAAAUAAAUCUGAAAAGAAUUUAGCAAAAUACGCGUCCAUCGAAGAAUUUUCCAAACUUCAAAAUGUUGAUUUUUAUCCUGCUGGACGUGGAAUUGGUCAUCAAGUUCUUAUCGAAGAAGGUUACGCGUUUCCGUACACCAUGACUGUAGCAUCUGAUUCUCAUUCUAAUAUGUAUGGUGGAAUUGGCUGUUUGGGAACACCUAUUGUUCGAACUGAUGCUGCUGCGAUUUGGGCUACUAGUAAAACAUGGUGGCAGACACCCCCUGUUGCGAAUGUGGAAUUUAAAGGGCAGCUACAAAAUGGUGUAACUGGCAAGGACAUUAUAAUUACUUUGUGUGGAAUGUUUAAUAAUGAUGAGGUUUUGAAUUGUGCGAUUGAAUUUACCGGUGAUGAAAGUAUUCAUGGAAUAGGUUUAGAAGAUAGAUUAGCAAUUGCUAAUAUGACUACCGAAUGGGGUGCAUUAGCUGGUGUUUUUCCCGUUGAUGAAAUUACUAUUCAAUGGCUCAGAAAUAGGGUUGACAAAUUAGAACUUUCAAAAUUCGAAAAUAAAAAUUUGAAACUUACAUCGUCUGAUCGACCAUUUGAACAUCCUAGGAUUAACCAUUCAAGAAUUGAUUAUAUUGAAAAAAAUCCUAUACGACCAUCUCCGGGUGCAUAUUAUGCAAAACAUUUGACCUUGGACCUUUCAACAGUUUCGCCAUAUAUUUCUGGUCCUAAUUCUGUCAAAGUUUCAACAUCCCUUGCUGAACUUGAAAAAAAAAAUAUCGCCAUUCAUAAAGCAUACCUUGUAUCAUGCGUUAACUCUCGUGUAGGGGAUUUAAAAGCUGCUGCUCACGUUAUUAAAGGAAAAAAAGUGGCAGAUGGUGUUGAGUUUUAUAUAGCAGCUGCAAGCAGCGAAGUACAAAAAGAUGCAGAAGCGAGCGGUGAUUGGCAAACACUCGUUAAUGCAGGCGCAAGGACUUUACCUGCUGGUUGUGGGCCAUGCAUUGGACUUGGUACUGGCCUUUUAAAAGACGGUGAAGUUGGUAUUUCGGCAACUAAUAGGAAUUUUAAAGGUCGAAUGGGGUCACCAAAUGCGUUAGCCUAUCUUGCUUCUCCAGCUGUUGUUGCUGCUUCUGCUGUAGCUGGAAAGAUCGCUAAUCCAGCCUACCUCUCUACUUCAUCACCACCAACACCAAAAAUAACUUAUACACUCAACCCUCCUGACGAGUAUAUCGAAGAUUCAACGAUCAGUAAUGAUUCAAUUGUACCAGGAUUCCCAGAUACUAUUAAAGGACAAUUAUUAUUUUGCCCAGCAGACAAUUUAAAUACAGAUGGAAUAUAUCCUGGCAAAUAUACUUAUGUGGAUGAUUUUCCAGUCGAGAAAAUGGCCAAAGUUGUCAUGGAAAAUUAUGAUCCCAAAUUCGCAAGCAUAGUUUCUAAGGGAGACAUUCUGGUUGGAGGAUUUAAUUUUGGGACAGGAUCAUCUCGAGAACAAGCUGCCACUGCAAUUAAAGCUUGUGGCAUAUCACUUCUUAUAGCUGGUACUUAUUCUCAGACAUUUAAACGGAAUUCGAUAAAUAAUGCUUUGAUUUGCCUUGAAUCACCUGAACUUGUGGAACUUUUAAAAAGUUCUUACAAACUAGAAGAAAAAACCAUACGCACACAUUUAAAUGUCGAAAUUAAAUUUGCUGAAGGUAAGGUAUUGAUUAAAGGUUUGAAUGGUGCGGAUAAUGAAUUUAGGGUUGGUGUAUUAGGAAGAAGUGUUCAAGAGAUAUGGGUAGCUGGUGGAUUAGAAAAUUGGAUUAAACAAAGAUUAUGA